This is a messenger RNA of Plenodomus lingam JN3, 1524 nucleotides long. Lineage: Eukaryota; Fungi; Ascomycota; Dothideomycetes; Pleosporales; Leptosphaeriaceae. The record is from RefSeq and is a predicted model, not a curated record.
AUGACGCAAACAAAGCCUCAUCGCUGGGAAACGUGUGAAAAGCCCGGGCGCGAGGGAAAAACUCGCUACUGUGACAUCUUGUCCGCCGGUCCUCGGACUCUGCCUACAAUGAUAGCCACUCUGAAAGAUCUUCACGCCGACCUUGCACGCAAGUUCCAACGCCAGGGUCCUUUGAUUGAGCAGACAUGGCGAUCUCUCCAGCAGAGACAACGCGAAACGAUUGUAAGAGACGGUUCCCUUGAUGGGGUAGUCCUGAAGCACCCGGACGACACCAGCAUGGGAGCUGUGUACAAGAUCUUGCCAGAGUGGAACAUGCGCGACCUGACUGCGCCCUCGUCCGACUUCCUCCUCAAUUUGUUGCGACAUCGAGCAACCACUUCCUUACAGGAUCAGUAUGCCAGUGGCGUCAACGGCAGCGCAGGAGACUACGAGCAUAUAGUCGCCAUGAUCAAGGAGAAAUAUGGGCAAACCUUCGCGACCACACCAGGAAACAAGAGAGAGGUUGUGGCAAGCCUUAGAUCUGCAUUCCAAGCUGGAUUGAUCGUUCCACAAUCCACCGGCGAGUUGAUCAUGAUGCGACAAUUAUAUAUACUCCAAGCCCUCAACAUCACCUUCGAAGACAUACUCGACGUUGGAUCUACCACGCGAACUGCAAAGGGCCCGACGCCACGCCCCGCUGAGAAUGCGACGACAGCGUUGGCUAAACUAUCGGUUCAUUCGCCGCCCACCAAGACUGAACUUCCUGGCCUGGCUGAAAGUGCUAUCGAUCAACAGGUGUCGUUGGAGGACUAUAUUGAUCUGGUAUCCACGGAGCCAACGAUCCUUGCCUACGAGGUCAACCUUUGGUAUUACACGCGACCAGAGCUUGUAGCUGACGAUAGAGGACGAAUUCUGCCAGCGAUCCUGGACAAGUUUAUCAGCGGGGCCUUCUUCGACGCCGUUCGAACGGUGGUGAGGAACGCUUGUGUGUGGAAGUACAUGGCGUGCCUCUUGCGAAUGCUUGGCAUUUCCCACGACAGGCAAUUCCGAGCGAUCAUCUUGCAGGAACUUUCUAAAGUGUGCGCCAUGGAGUACACGCGUGCUCGAGAUACGUUCAAGCGAUAUGUGUCCACGGGCACAGGUGGGGGUAGGUGGUUCAGGCGUGCUACGAACGCGAAAAACUACGACAAAGUUCGUGUGGGCUUGAAAUGUAGUCCCGAAUCCUUGACGGUGGAGAAUCCGCAAUUGCAUUACAUGCUUCGUCUCUGUCAAGAAGAGACGACGUGGACCAAGUCCGCUGAUUGGCUGCAGAAGCUGACCGACCUUCAUCGCGUCCAUCCACUCGAACAGGGAAAAAUGUUGAAGCAGGAAUUUGAUUCCCUCGGCGAUCUUGCCAUCAUUGUGACUUUCAUUCAGUGUCUCUCUGGCGUCGUCAAUCUACCGACAAUCAGCAAGAAAGGGCAGUCGUCGUUUGUGUCUAGAGUCGAGAGUCUUGACAGUCGACUGGAAUCAAUCAAGGCAGGAUUGCCAUGCGGGCCCCAGUAG